Messenger RNA from Colletotrichum karsti, 1200 nucleotides. RefSeq lists its product as uncharacterized. NCBI's taxonomy places the organism in Eukaryota, Fungi, Ascomycota, Sordariomycetes, Glomerellales, Glomerellaceae. The record is from RefSeq and is a predicted model, not a curated record. Bases 1 to 1200 code for a protein of 399 amino acids. The transcript is spliced from 3 exons.
AUGAGGCCGCAUAUUUUUCUUGCACUCUCAGCAUCGGCCGCCUUGGCUUCGCCUUUACCCCAGGGCACUGGCAAAGGCGCCGAUUCUUGUCCCACGGAUCCUCUCGAAGCCGGAACUUGGACGAAACUCAACUUGGACAAGUUCCUCUCUGAUUGGGUGGCCAAAAAUGUCACGGAGACCAAGACCAACAACAUUCAGUCUCUAGCCGACUCAUUUGGUGCACCUAAUUUCUUCUGUGGUAUGAGUUCUUUCUGUAAUGCUGGCCAGCCAUGCUUGCCGAUUCAACCUCCUGGCUGGUACGCAAUGGUGGCCAUCCAAAACUGGAACAGCUACAUGAACGCGCUCAACGAGGCGGUUGAUUUCGCCUCGGGAAUCAUUUCCAACACCCUCCCCGGCAUGGUCACCGACUUCAUUCCCGACCCCGUGGACAACGUCACACCACUGAUUCAGAUCGGGAGGAUGUUUACUACAGUUCUCGGCGCCAUCCCCUUGACCGGCCCUCUCGAUACGGCGAAGUCGGCGGUGACAGGCGGCCUAGGCUUCCUUCUCACCCAGAUCAAACCCCCAGCGCCGACGGACAAGUUCCUCACGUGGAGCAACACCGCCACUUCUCUGGCAGCCGUCGUAAAGGAGUACCAAGCCGCCAUCGCGACCUCCAUGCAAACCGUCCUCGACGCUCCUGUGAUGGACAAGACGUCGGGCAUCGGUGGCAUCCUCUCCGGAGGUCAGUUUCUCGGAGUCCACCAGAACGUCACGCAGGGAGAUUUGCAAAAGGGCGUUACGGACACCAUGACGCGCUUCGGUUUAGGCCUCGCACUUCAAGCCAGUCGGUACUACGUAAUGCGCUUCAUCGGUGCCCAGCCGUGCAUCGAGAGCGACGCAGCCAAGUGCGUCGCCGAUGACAAGGGCACCAACACGGCAUACGUUCUGCAGCGUUACGGCACGUGGGGUGCGCAGGAUGAUACGGCUAAGAAGCUCGCCGACAAGUACGGUCUGAAGAAGGAGGAUUUCCUGGACAGCGUGCUCAAGUGCUUCGACGACAACGGAAAGAAGCUCUACGCGGAUCCGUUCAAGGACGCGAUCCCUUUGGAUCCCGCGACGACGUGUGUGUUCAACAUUGGUGUUUGCGAAAUCGACCCUGUGAAAGUGGCCGGCAAACGCGAUUACGACGAGGAGUGCAACGCGCAACUGAGCUGGUGA